Messenger RNA from Phalaenopsis equestris, 1443 nucleotides. RefSeq lists its product as uncharacterized. Lineage: Eukaryota; Viridiplantae; Streptophyta; Magnoliopsida; Asparagales; Orchidaceae. Gene Ontology annotation, biological process: SCF-dependent proteasomal ubiquitin-dependent protein catabolic process. Gene Ontology annotation, cellular component: SCF ubiquitin ligase complex. Bases 82 to 1338 code for a protein of 418 amino acids. Gene Ontology annotation, molecular function: protein binding. The transcript has 2 exons. The record is from RefSeq and is a predicted model, not a curated record.
UACUAGAAAGGCCCAAUCGCCUAUCCAAUCCCUAGUUCCUAAUUUACGCAGCGAUCUCUCGCAGCAUUGGUUCCACCUAAAAUGGCGAAGCGGGAGAGCGCGGAUCGAGAGGAUACCAGUUGUGGCAUCAACGCUGUUCUCACGGACGAUGUCCUCCGUGUGGUGCUCUCCAAGCUGGAGAGCGAGGAGGAGAGGGACGCGUUCGGCCUCGUCUGUACGCGCUGGCUUCGAAUCCAGAAUACGGAGCGCCGACGCCUCCGGACUAGAGCUGGUCCGGCCAUGCUCCGGCGGAUGGCUAACCGAUUUUCCGGUAUCGUUGAACUCGACAUGUCCCAGUCAGCGUUCCGCUCGUUUUUUCCUGGGGUAACAGAUUCGGAUCUCUCUGUUGUUGCUGCCAGCUUCCCUUUGCUGCGAGUUCUCAAUCUGAGCAAUUGUAAAGGUAUCACUGAUGCUGGAAUGGUAACAGUUGGCAACGGUCUACCAUGUCUUCAGUCCUUAGAUGUUUCUGACUGCAAAAAACUGACUGACAAGGGACUGGUCCCCAUCGUCAACGGAUGCCGCAAUCUUUUCAAACUACGGCUCGUGGGUUGCAGAGCCAUCACUGACGAAUUGCUUCCGGCUCUCUCUCACAACUGUCAUCAUCUCGAAGAGCUCGACUUAGCCGGCUGUUCGAAAAUAACAGACAUCGGAAUCAUGGGGCUGGUCGACGGCUGCCGCCAGAUUAAGUGCCUCGAUGUCAGCAAGUGUGGGAAGGUUGGUGAUGCUGGGAUCUGCAGCGUUGCCGAGACAUGCUCCUCAUCUCUCAAGGUCCUGAAGCUCUUAGACUGCUGCAAUGUAGGUGAGAGAUCCAUUCUAUCAUUGGCCAACUCGUGUCAUAAGCUUGAGACAUUGGUGAUCGGCGGAUGCCGUCUUAUCUCCGACGAGUCAAUCAGGUCCUUAGCUCUAUCCCGCUGCGAAAGCUUAAGAAUUCUGAGAAUGAAUUGGUGCUCCAACAUCACGGAUUUGACACUAAGCCUCAUAUUCUCAAAAUGUAGAUAUCUUAUGGAUCUUGAUAUUGGAUCCUGUGAUAAAAUAACAGAUUUAGGCUUUGAGGGACUAAAAUUGGGAGAUUUUGUGUCAGAGUUGAAGGUUCUGAAGGUCGGAAAUUUGCCGAGGAUUACGGUGGUGGCUAUAGGGAUCAUAUUACAGUUCUGUAAAUCAUUGAGUUAUUUGGAUCUAAGGUCAUGCCAACAUGUUGCAAAGCGUGUUUGUGAGGAAGCUGGUUUGCAGUUUCCUGAGUUCUGCAAGAUCAAUUUUGUUGGAAGCUUGUUAGAGAGUGAUGUUGAUUUAUUAUGUUGAAACUUUAGAUAAGAUGGCUGGUAUUGUUACUGGAUUUUAAGAAGGAUUUGGUUGUUGUUUGUAUUAAUAAUAAUAGGUUUUUUUUAGGGGCUAUUUUGUUUAUAU